Messenger RNA from Pararge aegeria (speckled wood butterfly), 2169 nucleotides. Its product is annotated as sodium-dependent neutral amino acid transporter B(0)AT3. Gene Ontology annotation, cellular component: membrane. The record is from RefSeq and is a predicted model, not a curated record. Lineage: Eukaryota; Metazoa; Arthropoda; Insecta; Lepidoptera; Nymphalidae. The transcript is spliced from 5 exons. Gene Ontology annotation, biological process: sodium ion transmembrane transport. Bases 1 to 2169 code for a protein of 722 amino acids.
AUGGCGAAUACAGCGCAUUUGAUGAGACGCCAGAGCUCCCGGGAUCUGUAUGCCCAGCGUUCGCUAGAUCGGAUGGAAAUGAAGGAAUUGAGGGGACGUUUGGUGACGCUAGAGAACGGGCAUCAAAUACAUCGCGCCCACGUCAUGUACGGCGCCACAAACCAGGCAUUUGAGGACACCAGCCCGAACCGACGGUCUUCCGAAACUCCGACAAGCAAAGCCAGUUCGGAAACCGAAAGAGCUGGCAUGAAACCUGAAGGGGUUGAGAGGGAAUCUUGGGACAGCAAGCUCACUUUCCUCUUAGCGACGGUUGGAUACGCUGUCGGUUUGGGAAACGUAUGGAGGUUCCCAUAUUUAGCUCAAAAGAAUGGCGGUGGAGCUUUCUUGAUUCCGUAUUUUGUGAUGCUGGCGAUUGAAGGCAUUCCGAUCUUUUAUCUGGAACUCGCGAUCGGCCAGCGUUUACGGAAGGGUGCUAUCGGGGUUUGGCACCAGGUCUCGCCGUAUUUGGGCGGAAUAGGGAUAAGUUCCGCCGUUGUUUCCUUUAACGUGGCGUUGUACUAUAACUCUAUAAUCGCGUGGUGUCUAUUCUACUUCGUGCAGAGCUUCCAAGCGGAGCUGCCGUGGUCGGAGUGCCCGAAGAAGUACUUCAGCAAUGGAUCGUACACUACUGAACCUGAAUGUGCUGUAAGCAGCCCAACACAGUACUUCUGGUACCGGACUACACUUCAAAUAUCCGAAGACAUCAACUACCCUGAGACCUUCAACUACAAGAUAGCUAUUGCACUCGUCGUCGCCUGGAUUCUCGUCUACAUGUGCAUGAUUAAAGGCAUAGCGUCCUCCGGCAAAGUCGUCUACGUAACCGCCACGUUCCCUUACAUUGUACUGGUGAUAUUUUUCUUCAGAGGGAUAACCUUGAAAGGAAUGGGUGACGGACUGAUCCAUCUGUUCACCCCGAAGUGGCAUAAGAUCUUAGACCCUGUUGUUUGGCUAGAAGCUGGCACUCAGAUCUUCUUUUCCUUAGGCCUCGCCUUCGGAGGACUCAUAGCAUUCAGUUCAUACAACCCCGUCGACAAUAACUGUUACAGGGAUGCAAUUAUGGUCUCCAUGACAAACUGUCUGACAUCGAUGUUCGCUGGUAUAGUUGUGUUCUCGAUUAUUGGUUUUAAAGCCACUAUGGUUUAUGAGAAGUGCCUUGAUUUGAGGAAUGCGACACUCUUAGAGGUUUUUGGUUCCGGAUACAGAUCCAUGGUGUUCCCAGAGGCGGGGCAAAAUAUGACGGUGGAUUUCAAUGGAAACUUUACUACGGUGGUGAUGCCGACUUUGCCGGAAUGUGAUUUGCAGAAGGAACUAGAUAAUACUGCAUCAGGAACCGGCUUAGCGUUCAUAAUAUUCACCGAAGCCAUCAACCAGUUCCCCGGCGCGCAGUUCUGGUCCGUCCUAUUCUUCCUCAUGCUGUUCACGCUUGGCAUCGACUCACAAUUCGGAACCCUGGAGGGCGUGGUCACAUCCAUCGUGGAUAUGAAGCUGUUCCCAAACCUUCGCAAGGAGUACCUCACUGGGGGAUUAUGCCUGAUGUGCUGUCUAUUAUCCAUGGGAUUCGCCCACGGCGCUGGGAGCUAUAUUUUCCUGCUCUUCGACAUGUACAGUGGAAACUUUCCGUUGCUGAUCAUAGCUUUCUUCGAGUGCAUUGGCAUCGCUUACGUCUAUGGUGUGAAGAGAUUUGCCGACGACAUAGAACUCAUGACCGGUCAGCGACCCGGCAUUUACUGGUUGAUCUGCUGGAAGUACCUCUCACCAUUGGCCAUGCUGUCGAUCCUGGUGUCUUCGUUCGUGGAGCUGGCUACGGAAGGUUCCAGCUAUGAGGCCUGGAUCAGCUCAGAAGGUGAUACAAUCAAGAAGCCCUGGCCGGUAUGGGCGGUACUAUUAGUGCUUCUGUUGGUACUAGCUUCAGUGCUGUGGAUUCCUGGAUUAGCAAUUUGCAGAUACUUCGGUGUACCCAUUAUUGAUGACGAGGAACGUGCUUGGUUCCCCGCGGACGACCUUCGUGACUUCCACGGGAUCGAGCCUAGGCCCGUCUCCAGGAUUGAAACCUUGCUGUUCUGCACCAGACCUGAUGGAUCCGAGGGUUGCUGCUGGCCUGGCUGCUGUGAGACUGACGAUGAAGAGUAG